GUGCCGCCGUCCCAUCCCGAACGGCGCUGCUCAAUCUGAUAUUCCUAUGCUCCAGUGCCGACGCGGAAAUAUGGUGCGAGUCCAUGUAUGAAGUCCUCAAGUUCAAGGCCGACCAGUGGAACAACGAUAUCGACCCGACGCUCUUGCCAGGCGCGCUAUUCAACAUCCACUACGAAAACAUAUCAGCUGAAGCGCAGGGAUCAAUCGUGCCGGUGAUGCACUAUGGCGCCACAAACUCAGCCAAUGCUUUCAUCGGCCCGGAUUUCAGUUACCUUGCCACUGUGGCUGCCGUGGCCGACUCUGGGUUCCAGCUGCCGAUGUGCUCCUGUUGUGCGACUAGUAAUGUCCUGAGCGACAAGCAAGUCUAUCCAAACUUUUUCAGAACCGUUUCCCCGGACAUGUACGGCGUGCGCGCCGCCAUUGCUUUCUUCCAGCUCCAGGGCUGGAGACGGAUCGCAACCCUGACCGUAAAUGACGACUAUGGCAGCUCGUUACAAAGCAGCAUGACCACAGAGUGUGCGGCUGCCAACAUCGAUAUUGUUGUGCAGCUGACAUACGCCACAACCACUCUUCCGAGCACCGCCAGCAACAUCGCCCAGGUGCUGAAAGACUCUGGGGCAACCAUAUUCUUCUUUGGUGGAUACUUUGAGGACUGGCUGACCCUCGUUCCUGCUAUCCGCGACAGCGGAAUAUUCGGGGUCGACUAUGCUUGGGUCGGAUCUGAUGGUGCUGCGCUGCAGUUUAACUCGAUAGCGCCAUCCGCUGCAAAGAUCUUUGAUGGCUUCAUGUAUUACUACUUUGGCGACAAUCGCACCCAGUAUGCUCAGUACCGGCUCUUCAGAUCCGAAUGGCUAGAUGCAAACACCACAGAAUAUCCGACCGCGGCCUUGGGGGACUAUGCGCUGACCAUCUCCAUGGAGGCCCUGAACUGUCUCGAGUUCCUCGUCUAUGGAUUUGAUCGGCUCUUGAAAUCAAACAGCAACUGGACACUGGCCAGCCUGAUCCAAAAUCAGCUUACGCCAUAUUACCAGAUUCCAGAAACGUUUUCAUUCCCAAACAUGAACACUGAGACGGGCCGCAUUACUUUCGACGAUGAUGGUGAUGCCAUGGGAACAUUCACUUUUUACAAUGUUCAAAACGGGGUCUAUGUGCCCAUCGUGACGUUUUCAUCGUCAGAAAGGAACUUUACGGUCGUCAAUAAUAGCUUGAUCUGGCCUGGAUCCAGUCCGUACCCGCCCAAUGACUAUUUGAGCAACAUCACAUGCUCUCCCGGAAGCGGAAUAAGUAUCAAUAGCCUCGGAUUGAUGAUUUGUGUUGUGUGUGCCCCGGGUACCUUCAACAUCAAUGGCAACAGCGCUUGUCUGCCAUGCAUCCCGGGGCUCGAGUGCGACGGCAGAUCAAGUAUCUGGACAAAGCAAGGGUACUGGCGAUAUGACAACACGAGCCUAGCUCUGCCAGAGAUGAUUCAAUGUCCGAUCGACUAUGACUGCUGUCCGAGUGGCCGAUGCAACACCACCAAUCCCUGCAGCAACUCCACAACUGGACUGCUAUGUCGGGAAUGUCGCCCAGGAUAUGCGAUGUGGGGUAUGCGAUGCAUCCCGUGCUCCUCAAGCAACCCUGCCAUGGUGAUUCUAUUUUUGUGUUUUGGCGAACUUGUUUCAGUGUUGAUACUUGUGUGCCCACCAAAGUAUUUCAAGAGCCUCCUAUCGAUGCUGUGGUUUUAUCAGCUCGCAGCGUUAAUGGCGAGCCCGGCCACAGUCCAGGGGCUGUUCAGAGCGGCUUUUCAGUUCGACAUUGGGGGAUUUUACGAUUUCGAUGCUGAACUGCCGUGUCCGUUCCAAGCGAACGCUCUCGAAUCGAUAUACGUCAAGAUUGGAUGGAUGUUUGUUAUCUGGUUUGAAUACACCGCGACGCUGCUUUCGAUGAUUGCAAUUCGCCAUUUUGUCAAGAGUCAAGUGCACAAUCUACCGGCAUGGCUUCGGUGCACCCAAAGCGCCCGAUACCACAUUACCCGAGUGUCCUGCUUUAUCAUCCUGGGGCUCGGCGUUCUGUAUCCUGUCUGGACAUGGACUGUGCUUCGAAAGGCGAGUCAGAGCAGGACUUUUCGGAUGAAAUCGGUGCUGGUAUCUGUAACUUUGGAGAACCACGACUGGAAGAAGCCAUUGAUAUCGUUUCCUCUCGAGCACUUGUCGAUCACAGCAAUCACCGUCUUCUCAGUGCGAUACAGCGGCUUUAGUGCCGAGGUCCCGGCCAAGUCUAUGAUCAUCGUGCUGGCGAUGAGUGGCACGGUCCACUCCAGCGUCGAUACCCUGAAGCGACCCCACGCCAACAUUCUGCGCCACCUCGCACUCGUUACUUUGCUUACCAUCACGUUCAUAGACUAUCUGGUAACGGUCAAUCCAGGCUGGAACCUCUCUGCCGUCACCGUCAUUCUGCUGCUGCUGCCCGGAAUUGUCGCCAUUUUCUUUGAAUGGCGGCGUCGGCUUGUCGUGGCGGCCAUCAUGAGUGGUCAGCAGAAACCACCUGCCCGUGGUGUCUCUGGGGCAAGGACCAUACGAAACUGAGAUUCCACAGCAUCCUCGAGAGAAUAUAUGGCGAACGGCACCCAUCGACAGCGACGGGGCGCACUCACCCUGA
This is a messenger RNA of Polychytrium aggregatum, 2637 nucleotides long. RefSeq names its product periplasmic binding protein-like I. The record is from RefSeq and is a predicted model, not a curated record. The transcript has 18 exons. The coding region runs from base 84 to 2564 and encodes 826 amino acids. Gene Ontology annotation, cellular component: membrane; G protein-coupled receptor heterodimeric complex. Gene Ontology annotation, molecular function: G protein-coupled GABA receptor activity. Gene Ontology annotation, biological process: G protein-coupled receptor signaling pathway. Lineage: Eukaryota; Fungi; Chytridiomycota; Chytridiomycetes; Polychytriales.